Messenger RNA from Daphnia magna, 2153 nucleotides. Its product is annotated as vacuolar protein sorting-associated protein 13B-like. The record is from RefSeq and is a predicted model, not a curated record. Lineage: Eukaryota; Metazoa; Arthropoda; Branchiopoda; Diplostraca; Daphniidae.
AAUUGGUGUUUGUUUUCGGGACGACACUACUUUCCAACGCCGGGAAAUAUCUCGAUUGACAGUCCGACCAUGUUUUGAUAGACUACUUGCGCAGUCCUUCUGCGCGUCGAAUCAUUCUCCGCUGCGGACAUAUUCAAAUGGACAACCAAAUGUAUCAGCCGCAGUCAAACGUACCAGAAGCCGGCAAUCGACCUCAAGAUGAAGAAUCUCAAGGAUUCGAUUUCCCGGUCAUUCUUUUAGCUCAGACUUCACUCACGUGGCCAGAGAAAUCGCUGACCAAAUUAUUGGGUACCCUUCGUGAGAACGCGUUCUUUGUUUUGGAACUUGGCUUGACUAAUUCUGGUCGACCAACGUCGCUGGAUUUCCAGUUAGAUCCAGUUUUUGUUUUUGUCGAAGACCGUUUCAUCGUGGCGGCCAUGGAUUACCUGAAUACCUUUUCAUUCAAUUCACAAAUUGUUAAAAAGAAAACCAGUGAGUCUUCGGGAGUGGUGUCGUUUCCGGAUCGAGUUGCCGAGGCAUUGUCCAGCCUAUCGGUCUCGGUCAACUUAGAUCAGUUGACAGUGCGAGCCAUUUCGCUCGAUUUAAGUCUACGCAGUUCCGUCAAACUCUACAUUGCAUUGGAUCAUUCCCCCCUCCGAUUGGACGCGUUUGAGCGCUCUUUAGUUCUAACGACGCCUUAUAAACUAGGCCAAACAUUGGCAAUGCAUUACGUUUCCAGUGCCCUCUUCAAAGCUGGCUGGGUCGUAGGGUCUAUGGAAUUGCUGGGUUCCCCAACCGCCUUGGCCCGUACUGUUACUAUUGGUUUAAAAGAUUUCGUUCGAUUACCAUACCAGGGUAUAUGGCGUGGCCCACGAGGUUUCAUUGCGGGAAUUUUUAACGGUUCUGCCUCUUUGGUGAGUCACGUUACGGCUGGAACAGUAACAUCAGUCACCCAGUUGGCAAGUAGCGUGGCUCGCAAUGUCGAUCGCCUAUCUUUCGAUUUGGAUUUCCAGCAACGAAGCGAAGAAGGAAGAAGAAAAAAACCGCAAGGUUUGGUCCAAGGAAUCGGUUGGGGCCUAAGCGCUUUGGGAUUGAGCUUACUAGGCGCUUUGGGUGGCUUGGCUCAUCAUCCACUUCAGUCACUGAUUGAUGACGGAACGGUUAGCCCUCGUGGUCUAGCCGUGGGUUUAACCAAAGGAAUUGUGGGUGUAGUAGCCAAACCAAUUUCGGGAGCUGCCGAUCUCGUCGCACAAACCGGUCAAGGUUUGUUGAGUGCAACCCAGUGGAAUGAACCAUUUCAUGCUCGACGACCACAGUUAUUGGGGACCAAUCAGCUUGAACUAAUAUGUUCUGGACCAGCAAAAAUAUUGUGGAAACUGAGUGACGAGAUGCCACCAUUGAUCGGACAUCAGACUAAAGCAAGUCGGAUUUGUUGCUGUUUGGAGGCCAUGAGAGCUCGUGUUAAUGAUGCUCUUCCAAUUCGCGAACAAUUAGCACCCGUAAUUUUACUCGUUUCAACCCAGAAUUUCUGCGUUCUGAAUGCUGAAGACGGAGAAGUCCAAGUGGUCCUUGACUUGAGCGAAGUCGACUGUUGGGCUCACGAAUCCGAUCCAACGGUCAUUCUGGUAAGACCUACUCCGUUGAGCACUCCGGCGGCCAUGGAACCUCGACGUGACGAUGAAUUCAAUCCUCACUACGACUAUCAGCGAGUCAGUGAGUUUGUCAGACUUACAACACCAUAUUUUCUGCAGGACGUUGCAGUGGAGACCAUUCAAGACGCUGCAGCCGUCUAUCAGACAUCUUCAAUAGCCACUAUGGAAUUUUUUCUCAAUCCCACUACCAAGGAUUUCUUUAUUCAAUGCUUUCAAAUGGCCAAACAGCAAAGAAAAGGAACUGGUUUUGCUCUUAUUUGAAUCGUUUUUUGGUUGCUAACUUGCCUUGGACCGCUCGCAAUUGUCAAACAAUUUUGUGUGUGUGAACAAUUGGGAAUUUGAAAAUUGUUAAACCUAUUUGUUGGUUAAUGCUGUUUGUGCUAUAUAUCUCUUUUCGUCACGUUGAUUUCUGUUGUUAUUUACUUAUCCCGAAAAGUGCCUCUUAAGGUUUUUUAAUAGUGUACGUCUUCAUUCGUUGUCGUUAGGGUAAUUCAAGAGUUAAUACAUCAAUCGGUUACAUAA